Molecule: messenger RNA, 1341 nt
Organism: Priapulus caudatus
Lineage: Eukaryota; Metazoa; Priapulida; Priapulimorpha; Priapulimorphida; Priapulidae
Product: Down syndrome critical region protein 3-like
Exons: 2
Coding region: 31-960 (309 amino acids)
Biological process (GO): intracellular protein transport
Cellular component (GO): endosome
Source: RefSeq, a predicted model, not a curated record
ACAUGGGUAUUUGUUUUCGUAGGCGUAAACAUGGCUGCAGUUUUGGAUAUCAGGCUGAAGAAAGUGAACAAAGUUUAUCGGCAAGGGGAUAUGGUGUCUGGUGUUGUCGUCAUUCAAAGUAGAGGGGAAUUGUCACAUCAAGGCGUCGUCCUGACGAUGGAGGGAUCGACGAACCUGCAGCUGAGCGCUAAGAGCGUCGGCGUCUUCGAGGCGUUCUACAACUCCCUGAAGCCGAUCCAGAUCCUCCACUGCACGCUCGAGCUCGCCAAGCCGGGAAAAUUCCCGUCCGGCGACACGGAGAUCCCAUUCGAGUUCCCGCUGCGUCCGAAGACGAACAAGACGCUUUACGAGACGUACCACGGCGUGUUCGUGAACAUCCAGUACGUUCUGCGCUGCGAGAUGAAGCGCCCCCUGCUGGCGAAGGACCUCCUGAAGACGUGCGAGUUCAUCGUGGAGUACCGCGACGACGACGACUCGACGGCGGCGGCGGCGGCCGCGCAGCAGCAGCAGCAGGGGGCGCCGCUGUCGUUCACGAUCACGCCGGAGUCUCUGCGUAACGUCGGUGAGCGGGAGCGCGCCGCGAUCCCCGGGUUCGCCGUACGAGGACGCCUCGACUCGACGACGUGCCGCGUGACGCGCCCGCUCACCGGGGAGCUCGUCGUCGAACGCUCCGAGGCGCCGAUCAAGUCGAUCGAGCUGCAGCUGGUGCGGGUCGAAACGUGCGGCUGCGCGGAGGGUUACGCGAAGGACGCGACCGAGAUUCAGAACAUACAGAUCGGAGAGGGCGACGUGUGUCGCGGCGUCGCCGUGCCGAUCCACAUGGUGUUCCCGCGGCUGUUCACCUGCCCGACGCUGUCGACGAACAACUUCAAGGUCGAGUUUGAGGUCAACCUCGUCAUCAUCUUCCAGGACGAUCGGCUCGUGACGGAGAACUUUCCCGUGAAACUGACGCGGUUCUAGACGUCGCCGGGGGUUCGGACGCCGAGGGAGCGCGGGCGUGGUGGGAUGCCGCGUCGUAUCGCACGUGAAAAAAUUCGUUAGUGUCGCGCAUGAGAAUUGCGUAAAUAUUGCAUAAAGGUUGCGUAAAAAUUGCGUAAAUAUUGCGUAAAAAUUGCGUAAAUAUUGCGUAAAGAUUGCGUAAAUAUUGCGUAAAAGUUGUGCCGCUGUGUUCGAUGAUGUUAAUAGUUGAUUCUGUGCCGGUGUUGCACGUUGCUUUGUGCGCGUUUGUUUCCUUGAGAGGUCUUUGCUCCCUCUCGUCAUUUUGUGAUCGAGUGUGUCUCGGAGUUUUGUCGUCACGCUUGUAGAGGAACGUGGUAAAUGUAGAUCUAUUUAUACAUAUCA